Messenger RNA from Notothenia coriiceps (black rockcod), 950 nucleotides. It is a transcript of the gene mrps9, whose product is annotated as mitochondrial ribosomal protein S9. Lineage: Eukaryota; Metazoa; Chordata; Actinopteri; Perciformes; Nototheniidae. The record is from RefSeq and is a predicted model, not a curated record. The coding region runs from base 18 to 677 and encodes 219 amino acids. The transcript is spliced from 3 exons. Gene Ontology annotation, biological process: translation. Gene Ontology annotation, molecular function: structural constituent of ribosome. Gene Ontology annotation, cellular component: ribosome.
GUUCUUGUGUUUUUUACAUGUUUUCCUCCAUCAGCGGACUCGGCACAAGCAGGUGGCUCACCAAGGAUGAACUGGAUAUAUUGCUAGGAGAGGGCAUCCGCACUGAGGAUUACGACCGCUUCCUCCAGCUGAUGGAGCGCCUGCUGUCCCUGCCGUACUGCGGCACAGAGAAGGACUUCGUCCUGAGCUACCGGAGGGAGCUCGACGCCCAGUCCAGCAAACAAACGGUGCCCACGAUUGAGCAAGACGAGAGGGGCGUGGCCUAUAGCACCUCGGAAGGGCGGAGGAAGACGUCGACUUCUUCUGUGGUGCUCAGAGACAGCGGCUCCGGACGCAUCGUGAUCAACGGCCGAGAUUACGUUCAUUAUUUCCCCGUUCAGCAGGACAGGUACGAGAGCUGCGAGGAAACACUUUUUACCUUAAAGGCUAGACGUGAUGUGCUCUACUCUCUCCCCUUCAAACAUCUUUCAUUUGAUUUCUUUACACUUCGAACGUGUAAAACCAUAAUACAAAAAAUAAUGACAUCACAUGACAUAUUACAUGUUAGACGCUUUUAUCCAAAGCAACUUCCAUACUCAUUACUGUGGGCAACCCCCACAGGAGCACUUUGGGGUGAAGUGUCUCAGGGACACAACGACAUGCUGACUGCAGUGGGGUUUGAACCUGUGCUCCCCUGAUCCAAACACCACUGCGCCACACGCCUCCUGAAAUGAAACUUUUCAUAAACAAAAAUACUAUUGACCAACACGUACGAAAAGAUAAAAUAAUAAAUAAAUAAACAAACCGUAAACACCAAGUUAUUAUUAAACAAUGUCAUCCCUGUGUCUUGUUGAAAUCAUGUCCUUAUACCUUUUUUAAAAACAGUUUUACGUUAGGACCUAAAAUACAUCUCAGAACAGCUUUUCUCUCUCCGGAGCGUCGCCUCGCUUUCUUAUUUAUCUCCUCGUAGC